Messenger RNA from Eucalyptus grandis, 1008 nucleotides. RefSeq lists its product as uncharacterized. The transcript is spliced from 3 exons. The record is from RefSeq and is a predicted model, not a curated record. NCBI's taxonomy places the organism in Eukaryota, Viridiplantae, Streptophyta, Magnoliopsida, Myrtales, Myrtaceae. Bases 1 to 855 code for a protein of 284 amino acids.
AUGGCGAAAUUGAAAGAGACGGUUUUGGUAAAAUGCAACGAGUGGAGCUCGGAUAACUUCCCGGACGGCCUCAUACCAUUGGAAGCAAAACGCCAUAGCCUAGAACUCCAUCAACAGUCGCAUUCCCCACCCACCCAAGACCCAAAAAAAAAAAAAAAAUGCCAUUCUCCAUCUCCACCCCUCCCUCCUCCUCCUCCUCCUCCUCGCCGCCGCCGCCGCCGGGCGCCGCCGGCCGAAGCCCAAUCCCGGGCGGUCGAACCCGACCCGACCACGACCCCGACGCCAACCCCGUGGCCGCACCAGUUCCACUCGUUGAUGGUCAUGAACUUCUCGGGCGCGCUCCAGCUGAUCGACCUCUGGUACGACUGGCCCAACGGCCGCAACUUCAACAUCGUCCGGGACCAGCUCUCCCCCACCCUCCUCUACGACCUCGAGUGGAACAACGGCACCUCCUUCUUCUACACCCUCGGCGGCGACUCCCCCAGCUGCCGCACCGCCCAGCUCGAGGUCGGGAUCCUCCGCCCCGGCUGGCUCGAGGGGGCCGCCUACCUGGGCCGCCGCCGCGUCGACGGGUUCCUCUGCGACGGGUGGGAGAAGGCCGACUUCAUCCGGUACUACGAGGACGUCGAGACCAAGAGGCCCGUCCACUGGCGUUUCUACACAGGGAGAGAAGCUCAUGUGAUGACGUUCGAAGUCGGAGCAGCGCUCGAAGAUGCCAAGUGGCAAGCCCCUGCAUACUGCUUCGACCAGAAGGAAGCGGAAGAAGAUGAUGAAUCCGAGGUGAGAGGACGUUCUGCUAGUCUCUGUGACGUGCGAGAAAGCUCUUGUUUCGAUCCCUUUCUCAGUUCUCUCUAGUUUGUUUCGAGAAGGCUAAUGAUCAAUUCACGGUCAUCAUCGGCGGUUUCAGUGCUGUGACUAUGUCAUCUACUGUAAUUCCUGUUGGUCUGAUGCCAAAACUAACUUUUUCUAUCACAUCUGAGCAAUGAAUAACCUGAAGAACAACACAUC